UAAUGUGGGAAGGACUUCUGAAAAGAUGGCGGCGUCCUCUUCAGCAGGACGCCUUUUGACUCUUUGCAAGCAGUUUCAAAAUGUCUGUAGGAUAUCUUCUGCGACAAAUGCUAAGCAAUGUACUGCUGCUUUCAGCAAAUACCAGUCUACUCUUUACAGGAAACAGUCUCCACUCGUCGCCCUGUCUCAAUUCAGUCCUUCCAGCUCUGUGGUUCUGUGUCGAGCUCUGCACACCACCAUCAGCAGGAGGGGACUUGAAGAGUUCUUUGACCUUCCUGAGAACUGGGGAGAGGAAACGGUGAAGUCAGGUGCCCCAUGGACCGCCAAACAACUGAGAACAAAGAGCAAUGAAGAUCUACACUCACUUUGGUAUGUGCUGUUGAAAGAAAAGAACAUGUUGCUCACACUUGAGCAGGAAGCAAGAAGGCAAAGGGUUCAGAUGCCAAGUCCAGAAAGAAUAAGGAAGGUUGAGAGGUCAAUGAUCCGACUGGAGACGGUGGUGAACGAGAGAGAGACCGCACUGCGUCUGCUGCAGACAGGACAGGAGAAAGGCAGACCUGGAGCCUGGAGGAGGAACAUAUUUGGACACGCCUACUGGUAUCGAUUCAAGGAGUAUGCUAUUCCUUGGUAUAUGAAUAAGAGGUACAAGCAAAAGAGGUUCUUCACACCCAAGUUUGUCCAACCACACAUAAGGCUGCGCAUUGAGAAGCAUCUUCGAGAGAAGGUCCGGAAAGCCAAUUUAAAGAAGCAAACUCAGGCCAAACUGGAGGAGAGGUUUCCUCACAUGAAAGCUCUUAAGUCGUGAAAAUUUAAGUGCAGUUCACAUGUGGCGUUUUUAACAACUUGAGUCUGACAUCUGGACAAAAGGCCUUCUCCACAUGUCAUCAGCAGAUAAUGUUAGUGAGGGUCUGAAACUGUUGUCCUGUCUAGAUUUUGAUGUGGAGUCUGUGCAGCUGUUAUUUGAUCCUGUAAGAUAAAUUAUACUUCAUUACCUUUGAA
This is a messenger RNA of Labrus mixtus (cuckoo wrasse), 999 nucleotides long. It is a transcript of the gene mrpl47, whose product is annotated as mitochondrial ribosomal protein L47. Bases 26 to 805 code for a protein of 259 amino acids. The record is from RefSeq and is a predicted model, not a curated record. Lineage: Eukaryota; Metazoa; Chordata; Actinopteri; Labriformes; Labridae. Gene Ontology annotation, cellular component: mitochondrial ribosome; mitochondrial large ribosomal subunit. Gene Ontology annotation, molecular function: structural constituent of ribosome. The transcript has 7 exons. Gene Ontology annotation, biological process: mitochondrial translation.